AUCAAUGAGCCGACUUGCCACUUCUUUGGUACAACAUCCGGCUUUGCAUCUUACAACUACAAUACAUAAACAGAAUGGCCUACGACAGCCCCCGACUCUACGUCGGCAAUUUGCCUUACUCUGCGCAGCGUGAGGACAUCGAGAAGCUCUUCGCCGACAACAACUUCGAAAUCACAAAAGUUGACAUCUCCAUCGAUUCUUUCUCCGGGCGCAACCCAAGCUAUUGUUUCGUGGAGUUUCGAAGCCAAGAAGAUGCCGACCGAGCGAUGAGCAGCCUUCAAGGCAUCGAUCUUCUGGGCAGACCUAUUCGCAUCAACCCCAAGACUGAGCGCCGAUCCAACCCGAACGGCGAGAGAACGCCAAACAGGUCUUUCGAACAACGCGGCUGGCGCCCGCGCGAAGGCCCAACCGGUAACGCGAACGGGAGCUCGUACUCCACAGAUCGCUGGAAUCGCAACGACAACUAUUCUCAAUCGCAAUCGCAAGGAGAGGACCCAAAACGCGUUUAUGUUGGUGGUUUGCCACAAUUGCCAGAUCAGCAAUCUGUUGAGGCGGAGAUCAGAUCACUCUUCGCAGAGUACGAGGUCCAAGCCAUUAGCAAACUUAUCUCGCCUCACUCCAUUAACGGAAACGAUAAUGGGUCGUCGAACUACUGCUUUGUGGAUCUUGCCACACCGGAGCAAGCAGCUGAUGCAGUCAAGUGUCUCAAUGGCAGACCCACACCUCACGAUGGCACUUACCGCGUUAGUCCUGCGAAGGGCAAGAGGAGCACUGGACCUGUAGACCGGGAGCCACAACCGCCGCCUCCUGCAUCCACCAGAGUCUUCAUCUCUGGUCUUCCAGCAAUCGAGUCUCAAGCAGAACUCGACAACCAGAUCCGCGAACUCUUCGCCGGCCUGGACAUCAAGGAAGUCAGCAAACUCAUCGUGCCCCACGAGUCGAAACAAAUCGAAUCUGGAAACCACCACUACUGCUUUGCAACAUUCGAGAGACAGGAGGAAGCUGAGCGUGCGGUGGAAGCCAUGAACGGAUCACCUACGCCAAACGGUGGUACCUAUGUCAUCAAGUUCGCAAGGGAGAGACCAGCUGGUGGAUUCUCGCAAGGAGAGCGGUUCGGUGGCGGCUACCAGCCACGAUUCCAGCAGCAGAGAGAGGGACAGGACUCGCCAAGGAGGUUCCAGCAACAGCGGGAGCAAGGACCGCAGCCGACCAGGGACUUUGGUGGAAACUGGAGGAGGAAGGAUUAAGUUUGCAUUUGCCUUCGUUUCGCACAGAAGAUACGCUGCUACGUGGCGAGGGACAUGACUUACAAGCAAUUGUGUUCGGAGAUUGCGCUAGUCGUUCACUUGCAAAGCAAAAAACAACUCAGGUUUACAAGGAUUGGGAAGUCGAGCAUUAGCGAAAUAGCUUCAUCUGUUCUUUCCUCGCAGCUUCCUUGCCCGUAGCAGCUGGAAGCAAAAAGAUACCCAUUCGUAACAGAAUCGAGAUCACCUCAAACACUCACUUGCAACCAUUGCUCAG
Molecule: messenger RNA, 1521 nt
Organism: Cercospora beticola
Lineage: Eukaryota; Fungi; Ascomycota; Dothideomycetes; Mycosphaerellales; Mycosphaerellaceae
Cellular component (GO): cytoplasm; nucleus
Molecular function (GO): mRNA binding
Source: RefSeq, a predicted model, not a curated record